AUGCGUCUUCUGCAUCUCCUUAGUCCCCUUUCUACUCCUCCACCUCCUCCUCCUAAACCUCCACCUACUUCUAGAGACGAUAGGAAGAAGGGGAAGGGGGAAAGGAAAGCUCCUCAAACCACUUCUCGGGACAAAGAAAACAAAAGAACUCACAAUGCCUCCUCUCUUACUAAACCUCCUUCCUACUCUCAUCCCCCCUCGACGCCUUUCCUCUCCCUCCCUCCUCCUAUGCCCCCUCAUACUCCCCCACCCCCACCCUUCCUCCUCAUUCUACAGACCCCUCCCCCAUCCCCCCUCCCCCAUCCCAGAACCCCCAUCAUUCUUGGAUUCCUCUGCGUGUCCCUUCGCUCAGAUUCAUCAAAAGACGCCCCAACUCUUCUUGGCAAAACUGAACCAGUUCUCCACAGGUCUCCACAGGUCUCUAAAGAUCUCCACAGAUCUCCAAAGGUCUCCACAGAUUCCUCGCGAAUGUUUUUCAAGAAGAAGAAGAAGAAGAAGAAGAAGAAGAAGAAGAAGAAGGGGCAACGGAGAAGUUGUUUAGCAUAA
This is a messenger RNA of Macrobrachium nipponense, 546 nucleotides long. RefSeq lists its product as uncharacterized. The coding region runs from base 1 to 546 and encodes 181 amino acids. The record is from RefSeq and is a predicted model, not a curated record. NCBI's taxonomy places the organism in Eukaryota, Metazoa, Arthropoda, Malacostraca, Decapoda, Palaemonidae. The transcript is spliced from 2 exons.